Catharus ustulatus (Swainson's thrush) is the source of this 4432-nucleotide messenger RNA. It is a transcript of the gene PIGA, whose product is annotated as phosphatidylinositol glycan anchor biosynthesis class A. The record is from RefSeq and is a predicted model, not a curated record. Gene Ontology annotation, biological process: GPI anchor biosynthetic process. Gene Ontology annotation, molecular function: phosphatidylinositol N-acetylglucosaminyltransferase activity. Lineage: Eukaryota; Metazoa; Chordata; Aves; Passeriformes; Turdidae. Gene Ontology annotation, cellular component: glycosylphosphatidylinositol-N-acetylglucosaminyltransferase (GPI-GnT) complex. The transcript is spliced from 5 exons. The coding region runs from base 16 to 1509 and encodes 497 amino acids.
GCCUGCGCGGGACGCAUGGUGGGCCCGGCGGCGCCGCCGACACUGAGGGGCCCGGGGGUCGUCGCGGGCGGGCGCCGGCGAGUGAUGGCGCCUUGUGAUCCUUCCCCCGGCAGGAGCGGGCCCGGCAUGGAGGGCGGCGGCCCGGCGGCGCACUGCGUGUGCAUGGUGUCGGACUUCUUCUACCCCAACAUGGGGGGCGUGGAGAGCCACGUGUACCAGCUGUCACAGUGCCUCAUCGAGCGCGGCCACAAGGUCCUGGUGGUCACCCACGCCUACGGGCACCGCAAGGGCGUCCGCUACCUCACUAGCGGGCUGAAAGUCUACUACCUGCCGCUGAAGGUGAUGUACAACCAGUCCACGGCCACGACGCUCUUCCACAGCCUGCCCUUGCUCAGGUACAUCUUCGUGCGGGAGCGGGUGACCAUCGUGCACGCCCACAGCUCCUUCUCGGCCAUGGCCCACGACGCGCUGUUCCACGCCAAGACCAUGGGGCUGCGGACCGUGUUCACCGACCACUCCCUCUUCGGGUUCGCGGAUGUCAGCUCGGUGCUGACCAACAAGCUGCUGACGGUGUCCCUGUGCGACACCAACCACAUCAUCUGCGUCUCCUACACGAGUAAGGAGAACACGGUGUUGCGAGCAGCCUUGGACCCUCGGAUAGUGUCUGUCAUUCCCAACGCCGUCGAUCCCACGGACUUCACUCCAGACCCCUCGAGGAGGGAUGACAGUACAAUAACAAUUGUUGUUGUCAGCAGACUUGUUUACAGAAAAGGUAUUGAUUUGCUUAGUGGUAUAAUUCCUGAACUCUGUCAGAAAUAUCCAGAAUUACAUUUCCUAGUUGGAGGAGAAGGACCAAAACGAAUCAUACUGGAGGAAGUCCGGGAGAGAUACCAGCUACAUGACAGGGUGCGUCUUCUAGGAGGCUUGGAACACCAGGAUGUUAGAAAUGUCCUGGUCCAGGGGCACAUUUUUCUCAACACUUCCCUCACUGAGGCCUUUUGUAUGGCUAUUGUGGAGGCAGCAAGCUGUGGUUUACAGGUGGUGAGUACAAGAGUUGGUGGGAUUCCGGAGGUACUUCCAGAAAAUCUCAUCAUUUUGUGUGAGCCCUCUGUGAAAUCUUUGUGUGAUGGACUAGAAAAAGCUAUUGCCCAGCUUAGAUCAGGAACUCUGCCAUCUCCACAAACUGUUCAUAAUGAAGUAAAAACAUUUUAUACAUGGAGGAAUGUAGCAGAGAGAACUGAGAAAGUGUAUGACAGAGUUGCAGAUGAGGUGGUUUUACCAAUGAAGGAGCGACUCGACAGACUAAUGACUCACUGUGGCCCAGUGACUGGGUGUAUUUUUGCUUUUUUUGCUGUUCUGAACUUCCUUCUCUUGGCGUUUCUGAGGUGGAUGACUCCAGAUUCCAUUAUUGAUGUUGCAAUCGAUGCUACAGGACCUAAGGGUGCAUGGACUAAACAGUACUUUUUUGGGAAAAAAACAAGAAUUAAAGAAGAACUUCCAAACUCUUAAACUGCUUGAGUGGAGAGAGAAGAAUGUGUCGGGCACUAACGGUUUUAAUGCUUGCUGACAGAGACAUUACUCUUAAAACUCUUUAGUUUCUUUCUGGAGUUCUUGGAAAGAAACUUAGUUCAAUGUGCUACCUCAAUUUAGGAUGAUGUUCUUAGUUUAGUUUUGGAUUCAUGCAAAUUUAUAGGCAUCUCUUUUGCACUGAAAGCUGGGAGGAGAACAUGCAUUUUUAUAUAUGUCAGAAGCCUUGGAAACAAAAAUACAAGAUUUUUCUUGAUAACUUGAACAUUGCAGAAAGGGGCUUAGGGAAAGCAUAACACAAAAAUUGUUAGCUUACUUUAGUUCCUGCCAGUCCCUGUAUUUACAGUGAUUUUUAUUUUAAGACCUCUUUCAAAAUUAUUAAAAACUCAACAAAAUACACCUUUUUCCUCCUAAGAUGAAAAUAGCACUUGAAAUUAGUCUUAAAAUCCAUUACCAUGGAAAUUUCAGAGACUUAGUUCUAGCAGUUGUGUCCCAGUGACAGUGUUUUGCCUGCACAGCAUUAUUAUUUUGAAGUUUUUCCCUAGUCAGGGGUGCUCAUCCUGUUGCUAAAUCACAAUUCCAUAAUGAUUUCCUGAUAUUUUCAGAGGUGCUAACUUUGUCUCUUCUCUUACAUGCGUGAAGGUGAUGUAAACCCUAUAGCGGUUUUGUUUUUGUUUUUCGGUACAUAGGCAAAGAAAUGGUAUUAUUUUGGGAUAAUACAGCCUUCAGAAACAUCUCAGGCCUGAAAACUUCCAGCAGACUGUGCCAAAGUGUGAAGUAACACGUGUGUGAGAGAGCAAAAACUGUGAAGGGCUUAACAAGCACAUUUGUGCUUACUUGCUCUCUCCCACCUCCCACCCACCCAUCCCUUCCCCCCCACUUAUCCCUUCCCCCCCACUUCUCUUUCCACUUCCCCUUACUGAUGACCAAAGUGGCAUUUCAGUCCAUCUCUGGGAGGGACGGCGUUCAGGGUGAAUGAUUUCACCUCAUCCACGUCAGAGACACUGGCUGGCAGGUUCUGCAUGUGAAAUCUUGGGAAGGUAUCCCUUAAGUGGAAAUCACCAAUGGCUGUGCUUUUCUUGGAGAGACAGACAGAGAGAGAAGGAGCAUCUGUGAGGAGUCCUGAGUGAUGUGCACAUGGGACAAGAGGCAGCACAGCGUUGUGCCAAUGUGUGUGAGAAGAGGUGCUUAUUUCAUUUGUGUCACCCACCUCUAAAAUUGCCCCUUGUCAAUUUUGCACUGGGUUAAUUUAAUUUUCCAGCAUCACUAAUGAUGACAAGCUUACUCUUUUAUGACUGGAAUAUUGUGUGCUGUCACACACUGCAUUAAUAUUAUAACUGUGCAAUAUGAAAAUACUGUUUCCAAGCCCUUGAAGGGUAUUAUUUAACACAUUACUUCUGCCAAAUUCAUGUUGUUUGGGUAGAGAUGUAUAAUUAAACAAGCAUUUUAUAAUUUCACUGAACAUAUUUUCAUGAAACACAAAGUAGUGUAAAUAAUUGCCAUAUAUAAAGUCUAUUUUCUUUUACUAGAAUUUUUAGCCUUUGAUAUGUAACAUACAGCCUGUAAUAUUACAAUUUGAGUUUUUCAGACUGCAUUAAAAGUGAAAGCCAUCCAAAAUGGUGCCACAAGGUUUAAGGGUAAAUGGAUAGAAUUAAACUAAUAUUUUACUUUUCUAAGUUAUUCUUUUUUUUAUAUUAUUUAAGCAUUCAGAUUUCUAAACUUUUGAAAAUACUGAUUGUCACACCAGGGAAAUGUUAUACACACAUAUACACACAUAUAUAUAUGUAUAUAUAUAUGUAUACACAUAUAUAUGUAUGUAUUUUUAGUAAUAUUUUGUUUGUUCUCUUUUAUUUAUAUUUGGUUUCCUGCAACAUCUGCAAGCACUAAGGAUUGUGUGUAUCUGUUCAAAAUACUUUUUUCUUUUGUGGAACAUUCUGUGCUUAUGAAUAACAUAAUAAAACCUUGUUAUGGUCUUGUUUGCAAGACCAAUGUAAAGUUUAUCUAGAGGUUUAUUUACCUUUCCAUAAGAAUGGAUAAAUUUCACUAAUAUGUGGGAAUAUAUAACUAGAAAAUACAGAACUACAAAGCAUAAUGCUGCUUUCUACCACUGGUUGUUUGAGUUCUUAUUGGAAUGUUUUUUAAUAAUCAUCUUUCUGUACAAGCUGCCAUACAAACUUAACCCAUAGCUGGUUCCUCAAAUAACACCACUUUUAUUAUGCAGAACUCUGUGAGAAUGAUUUGCUCACUGGCCUUGUGCAGUGGGGUAAAGGAUGAUGCCACAGAAACAUUUGCAGUUUUACAAAACAUCAGUGGGUAAAAUGAAAAAGGUUAGAUAAAAUAAACAGACUACUAAAAAAAUUUACUGAGAUAAUGAGUGUGGUUAGAAAAUAAUAAAACAACUUGUUAAAAAAAUUAAAUGCUUCAGUUGUGCUUUUAGGUAACAUUUCAUUGUUGUGAAAUACCUGGGAAAUGUCAGCAAAGAGAGAGUGACAUUAAUUAAGCAAUAUCUUGCACAGAGCAGAGCCUCUGGUGUGUAGGAGAAGAAGGAAAACCUGUAUAAAAGGUCCCCACAAACUGCAAUGAAAUUUAAUCCCCAAGCACAAGAAGAAGUGUUUCCAAUACAUUAUGUGCAGACCCUGAAUUAAGGUGUUGGUAAUUGAAAAUUGUAGGUUAAACCAUGCAAUACACCAUACAAGAAUCAAGUAAUGUAUGGAUAUAAGAAUAGUCUUUCAGGCUGUGUUUUACUGGGUGUGGAUAGAUCUGUAAGAAGGUAAAUACUGUAAUUUACUUUUUUUUGUGGUCAAGUUUUUCUGCAUCUAUUUAUAUUUUUCCCUAUUUUUCACUAGUCCCUUUUUUCAUAUAUGCUUUGGCUUUUAUUGUAAAAGUCACUCUGAUGCUUUCUGCU